This is a messenger RNA of Moneuplotes crassus, 853 nucleotides long. Lineage: Eukaryota; Ciliophora; Spirotrichea; Euplotida; Euplotidae. The record is from the annotation of a GenBank genome assembly.
AUAUAAAUGAAUAGAGUUUUGAAGACCCCGAGAGGAUUAAAACAUUGCUACAACUAUUUCAAAGCCUUAGACAGUAACAAUAGCAACAUUACUCUCUUCUGCCAUGGACUUUAUGGGUCCAAACAUGAGUUUGAUGAUAUCGCCAGUGAUGAAAGGCUUCUUAGCCUUACUAAUACUUACACAUUGGAUCAUGUUAUUCAUCCAAAGUUUACUUUCGAUGAUCAGGCUGAGUAUAUUAUCGACUUCUUGGAUAAUAUUAAUAGCAAGGAUGCAAAGGCCACACUUGUGGGACACUCGAUGGGAGGAAGAGCAUCUAUGAGAGCUGCUCUACUAUAUCCUGAGAGAGUCAAUGCAGUCAUGUCGAUUGAUGCCCCUGCAACCAGUUUUGCUCAUAUCCCUGGCUACACUGACAGAACAUAUGCUUUGGUAAAAUAUUUUAAAGAGUUUGAUCUCUCCAAGUUCUCAAGGAUGGAGGAAAUUGAAGAUCAUAUGAAGGAAAAAUUUAGGGUUGAUGAUGUUGCUCUGACAAGAAUCAUGAGAAACUUUAACUAUUCUGACCAGGAUGGAUCUCAGAUAGUUUGGAGAGUAAAUCCUCAAUAUCUUUGUGAUAAUAUCGUCUCGAUGUAUUACUUUGAUUAUACUGAAACCUUUGAAGGUCCAGUCAAGAUGCUUGUUGGAGGCAUAUCUGAUAGAUGGAAAUUUGAAGACUUCAACGAAAGAUUCCCAAACAUUAAACAGGAGGAUGUAAUUUCAAUUCCUAAUACAGGUCACUGGAUCCAUACUGACGACCCUGAGUCUGUCAUUGUUAACCUAGUUGACUUACUCAAAAGAAUAGAGUAACCUACUCACCUCU